UGAUGGCCGUCUGGUAAUUUGCCCACCACCACGGCGAUCCGUCCGUAAUUUCGCCGUCCCCUGGCCCACCCGGGGCUCUUCUUAAAUGCCCGCAGGUCCCCCAUUUUCCCGCCCACGUCUCAAUUCGGUUCCCCCUUCAGUUUCUCUUUCCCCGUCUGCUCACCCCCUGUAGAAAAAAAAAAGAAAGAAAUAAAAAGAGGAACGCGCUCACCCCAGAUCAAGAACUAAAACCUUCCCCCCGCUCCUCUUUACCGCCUCCCUGUCCCUCCAUGACCUAAUCUUCUCUCUCGGCCAUGCCGGAUCUAAGCAAUCUCCUCCUCCCUCCCCCUUCCCCUCCCUUCCCCUCCGUCCCCUCCUCCUCUUCUGCUCUUCUUCCCGUCCUGCAGCCCUGCGACCCGUCCUGCUCUUCCUCUUCCUCCCGACCCGAAACCCUAGAUGGCGAUGCCCUCGACUGCCGGUGGAGCCGCCGCCUCAGAUUCCCCAUCUCCACGCGCGGGACUUGCUCGGUCCUCAAGCGGGAAAGGAGGGGGGCCAAGAAGGCCAGCGGCGGGGUGUUGCUCGCGGAGCACGUCAGGGCUUGGGUGGAGAAGAAGGUGGCUUCCGGGGUGCCAGAGAGGGAGUGCUUCUUACCUUUCCUCACCAAUGCUCCGAACUUGGUUGAUUGUCAGAUGUGCAAUAGAUGUAUCUACCCUGGUGAAGAAGUACAAUGCUGUGUUAAAGGUUGUCGACAAGCUUUCCAUCUGAUGUGUGCUAAACAAAAAAUUGGACUCCCUAACCAUAAACCUUUCAAGUGCCCUCAACAUGGUUGUUUCCUUUGCAAACAGAAAUUUUAUUGGCGUUGUGUACGAUGCACAAUGGCUGCACAUCCCAAAUGUGCACCAUGGCCUGAAGAUAUCAUCUAUCUAACAGACCGACCAGGGACAUUAAUUUGUUGGAGGCAUCCUUCUGAUUGGAGGCUUGAGAAGGAGCAUGCAGAUCCCACAAGCGAUGUUGAGGAGAUCUUUAGCCGCCUGCCACUUCCAUAUGUUGAUGAAGAGUAUAAGAUUGGUUCCAUUUUGAAAGAUGUUUUGGAGAACAAAAAUGAGCCGUCUCCUUACAUACAUAUCAAGCGCAACAUUUAUUUAGUUAAGAAGAAGCGUGAUGUUGCGGAAACUGGUGUUGGGUGCACAAAUUGCCGUGCUGAAUCCAUAUGUAAGGACGAUUGUGAAUGCAGGGGUCUUUCAAUCAGCUGUUCCAAGGCCUGCCAUUGCUCAGACGUGUGCACAAACAGACCAUUUCGCAAGGAGAGAAAGAUAAAAAUUGUCAAGACAAAACUUUGUGGAUGGGGAGUAGUGGCAUUAGAGGCAAUGGAAAAGGGAGACUUUGUCAUCGAAUAUAUUGGAGAAGUUAUUGAUGAUGCUUUGUGUGAGCAAAGACUUUGGGACAUGAAGCAUCGAGGCGAUCGAAAUUUUUAUAUGUGUGAGAUUCGUAAAGAUUUCACAAUUGAUGCAACUUUUAAAGGAAAUGCUUCUCGUUUUUUAAACCACAGUUGUAAUCCUAAUUGCAAACUAGAGAAGUGGCAAGUUGAUGGGGAGACACGUGUUGGUGUGUUUGCUUCUCGCUCCAUAGAAGUUGGGGAGCCUUUGACAUAUGAUUACAGAUUUGUGCAUUUUGGGCCUAUGGUCAAGUGUUACUGUGGGGCUUCCAACUGCCAAGGUUAUCUGGGGAGUAAGGCUUCCAACUGCCAAGGCUAUCUGGGGAGUAAGAGAAAGAUAAACCAGGUGGCCUCAAGCUGGGGAUGCAAAAGGAAGAGAUCUGUUAUUGCAACCCGUUCAUCAAGUAAAUAAGCAUUUAUUUGAAGGUGCAAUUUUGUCAUUUAAUUGAUUUACCAUUUUAAUGCAAAAUGCGGGCAACAGAAGAAAACACUGGUUUCCAUAUCAUUUUGUAUUGCUAGGCAGCAUAACAUUCAUUAACAUUGGCUCCAUUUAAUAUUCUUCUUGGCAGUCUUCCCCGAUUCUGGUGGUGUUGUAUUAUUUUGAGAAGUGUAAUGUUAUUGGUGAUUCGGUAUAUAGUUGUAUUCAAGGUGAUUCAUACAAUUCAAAGUGAGCUGUCAGAGAGAAUGCAAUUAGGGGCA
Molecule: messenger RNA, 2113 nt
Organism: Elaeis guineensis (African oil palm)
Lineage: Eukaryota; Viridiplantae; Streptophyta; Magnoliopsida; Arecales; Arecaceae
Product: histone-lysine N-methyltransferase ASHR3
Cellular component (GO): nucleus
Molecular function (GO): histone methyltransferase activity; protein binding
Source: RefSeq, a predicted model, not a curated record